AUGGUGGCAGUGAGUGAGGGAUGGAUGGUGGGGAUGAUGGAUAGUGAGGUUGGUUGGUGGUUGAUGGGGGUGAUGGUGAGUUGGUGUGGUGGUGCAUUGGUGUUGGAGAGUGGUGAGGAUAGAGGGAUGGUGGGUGUUUGGGGUUUGCUUGGGGUUGAAGUUGAAGAGAGAGAAGCCGAGAUUGGGAAGGUUGGUGGGGUGUCUGCAGAGAUGCCGAGAUUGGGAAGGCUUCCCAAAGGCACAACCACAAAGAACCACCGCACAGGUGGCGGUGGUGGCUAUUUCGGAAAUAAGCCCAAACAACCAGGGCUUUUCUCGACAUCAAACAGCAAGAAACAGAGAAAGAGAAGAAAAGAAGAGCCUGACGAUGAUAAGGUGAUUCCAACGAAGAAGAAGACCAAGCGUAGUCAGAAAAUCGUGGACGAGGAAGAUAAGCCGAGUGGAGAUGACUGUAAUAUGUGCCAUCAAUGCCAAAGGAGUGAUAAGGAGAAAGUGGUGCGGUGCCGCAAGGGCUGUCGCAAACGUUUUUGUGUUCCAUGCAUACAGAGAUGGUACCCGAGACUGUCAGAGGAAGCAAUAGCAGAGACUUGCCCAUACUGUGGUGGGAACUGCAACUGCAAAGCUUGUUUACGUAGAAAUGAUAUAAUCAAGGUUGGUAAUGGCAGCUAUGAUAACAAAUAUUCAGGGUCGCCAGAAAGUAAGGAUGAAAAGAUUCAGCACUUGAAAUAUCUUGUACAUGCACUCUAUCCGUUCCUGGAGCAAUUCGAUCAUGACCAAACGAGGGAAAAGAAGAUUGAGGCUGAGAUUCGAGGGUUACCACAAUCAGAGGUAGAGAUACAGCAGGCAGGUUGUUAUAACGACGAACGUGUGUACUGCAACAAUUGCAGAACCUCUAUAGUUGAUUUUCAUAGAAGCUGUCCAAAUUGUUCCUAUGAUCUCUGCCUGACUUGUUGCUGGGAAAUUCGGAACGGUUGCUUGCGAGGAGGUGUCAUACCUUGCCCACCAAAGGAAAUGGGUGGUUGUGGUCAUGAUCGUUUGGAUCUCAAGUGUAUGUUUCCAGAAAGCUGGGUCUCAGAGUUGAAGAAGAAAGUAGAAAAAAUAGUUAAAACCUAUGAACUUGAAGAUUUGAACAAAAUUUCUACGCAACAAUGCUCAUGUUUUAAAUCAAAUGGCGAGAUCGACAUUGGCAAUGGUAAACUGCGGAAAUCUGCUUCUAGAAAAGAUUCUGAAGACAACUAUCUGUACUGUCCUUCAGCAAGUGAUAUCCAGCAGGGGGAUCUGGAGCACUUCCAGAGACAUUGGAUCAGGGGAGAGACAGUCAUUGUUAGCAAUGUUCAUGAAGUUACAUCUGGACUGAGUUGGGAACCAAUGGUUAUGUGGCGCGCAUUCCGUGAGAUUAAAUAUACGAAGGGUUCCUCAGAUUUGGCAGUGAAGGCAACAGAUUGCCUUGAUUGGUGUGAGGUUGAGAUAAAUAUUCACCAAUUUUUUGCAGGGUACUCCGAAGGUAGAUCACACAGAAACUCUUGGCCUGAGAUGCUCAAACUGAAAGAUUGGCCGCCAUCUAACUUAUUUGAGGAGCGCUUACCACGCCAUGGUGCAGAAUUUGUCAGUGCCUUGCCAUAUUUGGAAUACACACAUCCCCGUUCUGGUCUACUUAAUGUUGCCUCAAAGUUGCCUACUGAUUCACUAAAGCCAGACCUUGGUCCUAAAACAUAUAUAGCAUAUGGAUUUUCUGAAGAGCUAGGACAUGGAGAUUCUGUGACAAAGCUUCACUGUGACAUGUCAGAUGCGGUGAAUGUGUUGAUGCACACUGCAGAAGUGACCUAUGCACCUCAGCAGCUUUCAAAGAUUAAAAAAUUGCAAAAAAAACAUGCUGCCCAAGACCAAGAAGAACUUUUUGGUAUAGUUCAUAUAGAUAAUCAAGAGGCUGAGAAUCAUCAAGGACAGUUUUCUGGCGGUCCAAAUGCAGUUUCUGAAAACAGAUUGAAUGGGUUGGAGACAGCGGAGGGAGGUGCUGUUUGGGACAUUUUCCGUCGACCAGAUGUUCCCAAGCUGCAGGAAUAUCUUAGAAAGCACCACAGGGAAUUUAGGCACAUCUGUUGUUGUCCAGUAGAGCAGGUGGUUGACCCUAUUCAUGAUCAGACUUUCUACAUCGAUUUGCAUCAUAAAAGGAUGCUCAAAGAGGAAUUCAGAGUUGAACCUUGGACAUUUGUGCAAGAACUUGGAGAGGCUGUCUUUAUACCUGCAGGAUGCCCCCAUCAAGUUAGAAAUCUUAAGUCAUGUAUUAAGGUUGCUCUUGACUUUGUUUCACCUGAAAACAUCGGUGAGUGCAUUCGUUUGACUGAGGAAUUUCGUAUUCUUCCUGAGAAUCAUAGAGCCAAGGAAGACAAACUAGAGGUAAAAAAGAUGUCUCUCCAUGCAUUAAUUAAUGCUGUGGACGAUUUGGAGAAGCUUUCACGGUCUAUGCUGUGGGGUCAUAAUUCUAGUGUAGCCCAGAUACAUGAUCCUGGUACACUUGAAGUGUUAAAAUUUAGGCAUAGUGGCAAUUGA
This is a messenger RNA of Cornus florida, 2550 nucleotides long. Its product is annotated as lysine-specific demethylase JMJ29-like. NCBI's taxonomy places the organism in Eukaryota, Viridiplantae, Streptophyta, Magnoliopsida, Cornales, Cornaceae. The record is from RefSeq and is a predicted model, not a curated record. Bases 1 to 2550 code for a protein of 849 amino acids. Gene Ontology annotation, molecular function: histone H3K9 demethylase activity; transcription coregulator activity; chromatin DNA binding. The transcript is spliced from 16 exons. Gene Ontology annotation, biological process: regulation of transcription by RNA polymerase II. Gene Ontology annotation, cellular component: chromatin; histone deacetylase complex.